Molecule: messenger RNA, 1139 nt
Organism: Panicum hallii
Lineage: Eukaryota; Viridiplantae; Streptophyta; Magnoliopsida; Poales; Poaceae
Product: proteasome subunit beta type-4
Exons: 7
Coding region: 154-924 (256 amino acids)
Cellular component (GO): proteasome core complex; nucleus; proteasome core complex, beta-subunit complex
Source: RefSeq, a predicted model, not a curated record
CCGGCCCGUGUAGCGGCUCUCUCCGUCGUCUUCGUCUCUUCGGCUUCAAGAAAGAAAAUAAAAGCGGAAGGCACCGUCUCUUAUAGCGGCGGCGACCGGUGAGACACCAAAGGCGUAGAUCACUGUCGCGGAUCGAAGAAGAGGAGGACCGACAUGGCGUGGCAGCAGGCGAUGGGAUCUCACGCCGCGGGCGGGAGCCAGGCGCCACCGGCGGCGGCGGGAGGAGGCGAGACGCAGCGGACUCAGUAUCCAUAUGUGACUGGUACUUCUGUCAUUGCCUUGAAGUACAAGGAUGGUGUGAUCAUGGCAUGUGAUACUGGAGCCUCCUAUGGGUCAACUUUGAGAUACAAGAGUGUGGAACGCAUUAAGGCAGUUGGCAAGCAUAGCCUCAUUGGAGCAAGCGGAGAGUUCAGUGAUUUCCAGGAGAUUUUGCGCUAUCUCGAUGAACUAACUUUGUCAGAUCAUAUGUGGGAUGAUGGGAACUCUUUGGGCCCGAAAGAGAUCCACAGUUAUUUGACAAGGGUAAUGUACAACAGACGCAACAAGUUUGAUCCUCUGUGGAACUCCCUUGUCCUUGGCGGAGUUAAAAAGGGCCCAAAGGGCGAUGAGAAGUAUCUUGGGAUGGUUAACAUGAUUGGUACCCACUUUGAGGAAAACCAUGUUGCUACUGGGUUUGGAAAUCAUCUGGCGAUCCCCAUACUCAGGGCUGAAUGGCGCGAGGAUAUGACUUUUGAAGAAGCUGUUAAGCUGGUUGAGAAGUGUUUGCUGGUCUUGCUGUACCGUGAUAGGUCAUCUAUCAACAAAUUCCAGAUUGCCAAGAUCACAACUGAAGGAUCAACCAUCUACCCACCAUACUCCUUGAAGACCUACUGGGGCUUCUCUCAUUUUGAAAACCCAGCCCAGGGUGCAGUAGGGUCAUGGUAGAUUUAUGCUGCUCACAUGUUGCAUAUCAAUCGUGCCAUGAACUUAGGGGGAAGCAAUAUAUGUGCCUUUGGCAAUGCUUUCAGCCCUUGUGAAUGUUUGUUCUGAACAUCACUGAAACUUCGCAUUUGCUUUGUAUGACGUGACAGUUGUGAUUCAGAGAGUUUAAUUCUUGUGAACGUUAAAAUGUGGAUGUGGAUUUAAAUGGUUGCGAUUUC